UGCCGAUUGGCUGCCGAUUGGCCCAGCUGACUGCUCUCUGUCAGACAGACAGACGGACAGAGAGAGACGGGGAGGUGAUGGAGGCUGCAGCGAUGGGGUCACAGCUGGGGUCUCCAGCAUGGCGGCAGCGUCUUACGACCAGCUGCUGAGACAGGUGGAGGUGCUGAAGAUGGAGAACUCCAACUUGAGACAGGAGCUGCAGGACAACUCCAACCACCUGACUCAGCUGGAGAGCGAGGCGUCCAACAUGAAGGAAGUGCUGAAGCAGCUGCAGGGCACCAUAGAAGAAGAGUCCGGGGAGGCGUCUGGCUCUCAGCUGGAGCUCAUCGAAAGACUGAAAGAGAUGAGCCUGGAGUCUGCGGGGUUUAAGCCCAGGUCGAGGCCUCCUCUUCCCCUCUCGUCCUCCUCCAGCUCAGCCUCCUCUGGCUCCGGAGCUCCUGGAGGAGCAGCCGGAGGAUCCAAAGCUGCAGGCCCCUCCACGACCACCGGCCUCCCCAGGAGAGGCCCACCGCCGGCGGGCAGGGACCAGGAGCGCUGCCUGGAGGAGCUGGAGAAGGAGAGGUGUCUCCUGUUGGCUGAGCUGGAGAAGGAGGAGAAGGAGAAGGACUGGUACUACGCUCAGCUGCAGAACCUCACCAAGAGGAUCGACAGUCUGCCACUCACCGAGAAUUUCACCCUGCAGACGGACAUGAGUCGGCGUCAGCUGGAGUUCGAGGCCCGUCAGAUCCGCUCUGCGAUGGAGGAGCAGCUGGGCUCCUGUCAGGAGAUGGAGAGGAGAGCUCAGGACCGUGUGUCUCGUAUUCAGCAGAUCGAUAAGGACAUCCUGCGGCUGGGAGCACGAUUGCAGGUGGAGGAGCGUCAGGGGGCGACCGACAGCAUCGGGUUGUCCUCCGCUCAGAGCUCCAGCAUCCAGUUGGACCACGAGGCAGCCAAUGAGACGAGCUACUCUGUGCCUCGACGAAUCACCAGCCACCUCGGCACCAAGGUGGAGAUGGUGUACAGCCUUCUGUCGAUGUUGGGGACCCACGAUAAAGACGACAUGUCGCGGACGCUGCUCGCCAUGUCGAGCUCUCAGGACUCGUGCAUCGCCAUGCGUCAGUCCGGCUGCCUGCCGCUGCUCAUCCAGCUGCUCCACGGCAACGACAAAGACUCCCUGUUGCUAGGCAACUCCCGUGGCAGCAAGGAGGCCCGUGCGCGCGCCUCAGCGGCGCUGCACAACAUCGUGCACAGUCAGCCCGACGACAAGAGGGGCCGGCGCGAGAUCAGGGUGCUCCACCUGCUGGAGCAGGUACGCCACUACUGCGAGGAGUGCUGGAGCUGGCAGGAGAACCACGAGAGGGGCGUUGACCAGGAGGAUAACCCCAUGCCGUCUCCAGUGGAGCAUCAGAUCUGUCCGGCUGUCUGCGUCCUGAUGAAGCUGUCCUUUGACGAAGAACAUCGACACGCCAUGAACGAACUGGGUGGUCUGCAGGCGGUGGCUGAGCUGCUGCAGGUGGACUGUGAGAUGUUCGGUCUCAGCAGCGACCAUUACAGCGUCACUCUGCGGCGGUACGCCGGCAUGGCGCUCACCAACCUCACCUUUGGAGACGUAGCCAACAAGGCCACGCUGUGCUCCAUGAAGGGCUGCAUGAGAGCGAUGGUCGCUCAGCUGAAGUCUGACAGCGAGGACCUGCAGCAGGUGAUCGCGAGUGUCUUGAGGAACUUGUCGUGGCGCGCUGAUGUCAACAGUAAGAAGACGCUGCGUGAGGUCGGCAGCGUGAGGGCGCUGACCGGCUGCGCCCUCGAGGUCCAGAAGGAGUCGACCCUGAAGUCCGUGCUGAGCGCGCUCUGGAACCUCUCGGCUCACUGCACCGAGAACAAGGCGGAUAUCUGCGCGGUGGACGGCGCGCUGGCCUUCCUGGUGGGGACGCUGACGCACCGCAGCCACACCAACACGCUCGCCAUCAUCGAGAGCGGCGGCGGGAUCCUCCGCAACGUGUCCAGCCUCAUCGCCACCAACGAGGCGCACAGGCAGAUCCUGCGUGAACACGGCUGCCUGCCGACGCUGCUGCAGCACCUCAAGUCCCACAGUCUGACAAUCGUGUCCAACGCCUGCGGGACACUGUGGAAUCUGUCGGCCAGGGACGCCAAAGACCAGGAGGCCUUGUGGGAGCUGGGCGCCGUCGGCAUGCUGCGCAACCUCAUUCACUCCCGGCACAAGAUGAUCGCCAUGGGCAGCGCCGCCGCCCUGCGCAACCUGAUGGCCAACCGGCCGGCGCGCUACAAGGACGCCAGCGUGGUGUCGCCGGGCGCCGGCGCCCCGUCGCUGCACGCCCGUAAGCAGAAGGCGCUGUUUGAGGAGCUGGACGCCCAGCAGCUAUCUGAGACUUUCGACAACAUUGACAACCUGAGCCCCAAGGCGGCGCACAGAAAGGGGCGUGGCUGUAACAGCGCAGGAGGGGGAGGGGCGCGAUCUUACACCAACACGCCGGUGCUGUCCAGCCCGAAGAACGUGGACGGCUCAAAAAGGCCUGGCGAGGAGGUCGCAUACGGCCGGCCCGUGUUCCCGCCCAGCGUGCGAGCGUCCAGCGACAGCCUGAACAGCGUGACCAGCGCCGACGGCUACGGAAACCGCGGCAAGACCAAACCCUCGGCCGAGCCCUUCUACUCGUCGGACGAGAGCGGCGCCAACAAGUGCUGCGUCUACAGGAAGUACCCGGCCGACCUGGCGCACAAGAUCCGCAGCGCCAACCACAUGGCGGACGACGGCGGCGGCGAACUGGACACGCCCAUCAACUACAGUCUGAAGUACUCGGACGAGCAGCUGAACUCCGGCAGGCAGAGCCCGAGCCACCGCGAGAGCGACGAGGACGACGAGCUGGACGCCCGGCUGAGGAGGCGCAGAAACGACGGCGGCGACCCGGCGCUGACCGGCGGCCGCGCAGCCUCCGCCGGUCAGCGCCGCUACACCGCUGCAGCGGCGACGGCGAACUACGGCGGCGACUCAGAGGUGGAGCAGCCGAUCGACUACAGCCUUAAGUACGGCGCCGACGCCGCCCGCAAACCUCUGCUGCGGCCGGAGGAGAAGGCCGCGGCCUCAGGCCCGCCCCCUCCGUCAUCCUCUGCAAACAAGCUCCGCCCCCCGGCACCCCUGUCUGCCAAUCGGACGGCGCUAAAGGGCAACCAGGAGCUGACGCAGACAUACUGCGUGGAGGACACGCCCAUCUGCUUCUCCAGAGGCAGCUCGCUCUCCUCGCUGUCAUCGGAGGAGGAAGAUGAAGACGGCGACGCCAUCGGGAGGAAGAGGAGAAGCAGGCGGGGCAGUGGCGGCGGCGGUAACGAUUACCCAACACUUCCUGUCAGCGAGAAGGACACACAGGAGCAGCAGCAGAGGCAGCAGAAGGAGGCGGAGAGCCAGACCGCCGCCACCGCAGCGGCCGCAGCCGCGGCCUCCUCCGCUCCCUCCUCACGAGGAAGACGUGGUCACCACCACGGCCACGCCCACCACCAUCACCACCACCACGUGACGUCGUCGUCGGGGGCGAGGACUCCUAAGAGCCCUCCGGAGCAGCCGUACGCCCAAGAGACGCCGCUGAUGUUCAGCCGCUGCACCUCCGUCAGCUCCCUCGACAGCUUCUCCACCUCCUCCAUCGCCAGCUCUGUGCGCUCCAGCGAGCCGUGCAGCGGCAUGCCGAGCGGCGUGGUCAGCCCCAGCGACCUGCCCGACAGCCCGGGUCAGACCAUGCCGCCGAGCCGCGCCAAGACGCCACCUCCGCCCACGCGGAGCACCAAGGAGGAGGAGCGGAGCAAGAAGAAAAAGGACGAGGAGGAGAGCAGCGCCGACGUCCUGCUGCACUUCGCCACAGAGAGCACGCCGCACGGCUUCUCGCGAGCCUCCAGUCUGAGCGCGCUCAGUCUGGACGAGCCGUACAUCGCGCCACAGAUGAAGGGGGCAGAAGAGGAGGAGCAGCACCAGCAGCAGCAGCAGGAGGAGGAGGAGGAGGGAGGAGGAGACGGACAGAGGAAGGACGAGGAGGGAAACAAGCCCAUCCUCGACGAAUCGGACGACGACGAGAUCCUGGAGCAGUGCAUCAACAUGGCGAUGCCCAAGUCGUCACGGAAACCAAAGAAGCCGCAACAGCCCGUGCCAAGGAAACCCAGCCAGCUGCCCGUCUAUAAGGUCCACCCACCCCAAAGCCGCGGCCAAUCACAGCAGAGGAAGGACGUGCCUCAGCCGCCGGAGGAGGUGCCGAGAGUUUACUGCGUCGAGGGAACGCCGCUCAACUUCUCCACCGCCACAUCGCUCAGUGACCUCACCAUCGACUCCCCGCCCAACGAGGAGGCAGUUGUCCCGACUGUAGCCCCACCUGCCCUCGGCCAGCGGAGGGGGGCGGGACUACCCGAGGGCGAGAAUGGAGACGACAUCCUGGCCGAGUGCAUCAGCGCUGCCAUGCCCAAAGCCAAACCCAGAAAACCAAUCAGAGCGUCGGCAAACAGCGAGCACCUCCAAGCCCCGCCUCCUCCUGCGGGCCCGCCCCCUCUCGCCCUGCAGCAGCAGCAGAAGAAGAAGCCAACGUCUCCGGUGAAGCCGAUGCCCCAGCGGCCGGCGUACAGCGUCGCCGCGGCGACAGCUGCCAAAGCCAAGCCGGGGUUCGCCUUUGACUCGCCGCACCACUACACGCCCAUCGAGGGGACGCCGUGCUGCUUCUCACGCAACGACUCCCUGAGCUCGCUCGAUUUCGACGAAGACGACGGCGGCGAGAAGGAAACGGAGAGGAAAUCAAAAGAAGAAGAAGGCAGGAAGAGGAAGCAGCAGCAGACAGCGGCGGUUUUCCCUCGGACGAAACCGGCGACCAACGCCACGGCGUCUGACGAGAGGCAGAAGUUCUCCAUCGAGGACACGCCCGUCUGCUUCUCCAGGAACUCGUCCCUGAGCUCGCUGAGCGACAUCGACCAGGAGAACAACAACAAGGAGUUUGCUCCGCCGCCGCCCGAGGAGAAGGACGGCGGCAAAGCAGGAGUCAAGGAGGCGAAGCCCCGCCCCCCUGUGGCGAGCUGCUACGCUCCCAUUGCAUUCCACGUGGAGGACACGCCCGUCUGCUUCUCCAGGAACUCGUCGCUCAGCUCGCUGAGCAUCGACUCGGAGGACGACCUGCUGCAGGAGUGCAUCAGCUCCGCCAUGCCCAAGAAGAAGAAGAAGGCCGCCAGCGCCACCGGCCCCGUGGCCACGCCUCCUCCGGCUUCCAAAGCCGAGGGCGAUAUUUUGACUGAGGAGGAGCCUUUGGAGGCGCCGAGGAGCCCCACCUCCCCGGAUUCAGAGACGUUUGAUUGGAAGGCGAUCCAGGAAGGCGCCAACUCCAUCGUCAGCAGCCUGAACGCCGCCGCCGCGUCGUCGUUGUCGCGGCAACCGUCGUCCGACUCCGACUCGGUCCUCUCCCUGAAGUCGGUGGGCUCGCCGUUUCGCCUGCCAGCAGCCAAUAACAACGCAGAAGAAGACCCAGAGGAGACGGAGGAGGUGGCGAUGAAGCGAGGGGCGAGAAUCCUGAAGGGCGGCGAGCGCAGCACGUUGGAGGCCAAGAAGAAGAAGGAGGAGGAGGAGGUUGAGGAGGAGGAGGCCAAGGCCUUGAGAGGAGGGAAGAAGGUGUACAGGAGCCUGAUCACGGGAAAGCCGAGGGCGGAGCCAUCUGCUAGGGGGCGGAGCAAGCCUAGAACAGCAGCUGCGGCCAAACCUCCCGGAAACCUCGACGGCGCCGACAGAGGAGGCGGGUCCUCUCGCGACUCCACGCCGUCCCGCUCCGCCAAUCAGAAAGGAGGGAAGACGCUGCAGAUGCCACGCACGGCGUCUCCGGGAAGCGCGUCGUCCUCCUCCUCUUUGGCCUCCAGACCAGCCAAGCAGAGCGGGGCGGCGAAGGGCGGCGGCCUCCCGAGGAGCGAGUCUGCGUCGAAGGUCAGCGGCUCUACGGCCGCCAAGAAGCCGAAGGCGGAGCCUGAGAAGCCGGCGCUGGUCCGUCAGUCGACAUUCAUCAAAGAAGCACCGAGUCCCACGCUGAAGAGGAAGCUGGAGGAGUCCGUGGCGGCUGCGAGCGGGUCGGAGUCGCCGACCAGCCCCGGCACUCCGCUGCCAUCGACGACCAGGAGGCACGACGUCAACCGCUCGCACUCCGAGAGCCCGUCACGCUCACAGGAAGUGACGUCAUCGCGGUUCAGCCGCACAGGCACGUGGAAGCGGGAGAGCAGCAGCACCGGCGGAGGAGGCGGAGCCGGCAAACACGCAACCUCGUUGCCCCGCGUGGGCACGUGGAAGCGGACGGGGAGCUCCUCCUCCGUCCUGUCGGCUUCAUCGGAGUCCAGCGAGAAGGGGCGGAGCGAGGAGGAGGGCGCCGCCAGGUCAAACGGGACGUGGAGGAAGGGGAAGGCCGGCGGCGAUACGGCGGCCGGACGCUUCUCGGACAAGUCGGAGGACGUGUGGGUGCGUCUGGAGGAUUGUCCCGUCAACAACCCGCGCUCCUCCUCCGCCUGUUCUGCCCGCUCGCCCACCGCCAACGCACCCCCCAUCAUCGACAGCCCGGCGCCCUCCAAGAUCCCCUCCUCCUCCUCCUCCUGCUCCUCCUCCAACCUCAACCUGCGCCGGAGCUGCGAGAGCCUGGACGACAAGCCGACGCCCCCCCCGCCCGAAUGCCCAACACCACCACAACAACAACAACAACAACAACGCAGUCAGCAGCGGAGCGGCGCCGUGGCGGCUCGGGUCAGCCCCUUCAACUACACGCCGAGCUCAAGGAAAGGAAGCGCCGACGUCAACGCCACGCCCCCAGUGACCACAGCGGGGUCUUCCUCGUCGACCUCCACGACCCCCACACGACCUUCACUCAUCCCCACGCCCGUCACUAAGAAACGAGAGCCUAAGGGCGGCGAGGGCGGCGGCGGGGGGGCGGAACGCGGCUCGUACAUCGUGACGUCGGUGUGAAGAUAAACAUGGACGUGUAAAUACGGAGAGAGUCUUUGAACUGAACUGUACAGGAAGUGCGUCUGUAUUAAAGCGCUAGCCCCGCCCCCCCCCCCCUCCACUCAUUGGCUCCUCUCACCUGCCAGUCAUGGUUCUUUAUUCAAGGAGAGAACUUUAAAAGUGAACUUUUUAUGUUUUUAUACCACUAAUAUGAUAAGUAGCGCUUAGCUCCGCCCCUUUCUGCCUGUGUUCCUGCAUGGCCCCGCCCCCUUAACAAUGUCAGUUACCACGGUGAUAUGAUGACGCUGAUGAUGAUGUUUCUGCUAGCUGUAGCGUUUGAAGACGAUUCUGCUCUUUGGGACGUUUUCACAUUUUUUUCAGUUUGUUCUGGAAAAAAAAUCACAAUAGACUUUUCUCCUGUCAGCGGGUAGAAAUUAAUUUAUUCUCUCCGUGUGGAGACAGCUUGGUGGGUUCAACGUGUCCGAUGUAACGAUUCCCAGUUGAGAGUAAAAUAAUCUCCACUAAAGCUGCUUUGAAUGAGACGUUCCCGAAGGAGAAGAAGAGGAAACCUCUGGUGACCUCUGAGAGAACAAAUAACACUGUAAACGUAAGUUAUUGCUGUAAAACCGUAAGAACCUUUCACUUAAGCACAUAAUUUAAAACCAGUAUGAUUUUUGCCAAAAAGAGUUUCCAUGGCUGUAACUUUAUUUUCACUGUUGUGUUCGAGGAAGACGAGUCAGGCAAAAAUGUUUUUGGUGAAAUGUUAAACUGAUGAAUAAAAGUCAACAUUUUAACUGCAAA
Molecule: messenger RNA, 7726 nt
Organism: Gasterosteus aculeatus aculeatus (three-spined stickleback)
Lineage: Eukaryota; Metazoa; Chordata; Actinopteri; Perciformes; Gasterosteidae
Source: RefSeq, a predicted model, not a curated record